Messenger RNA from Abrus precatorius (Indian licorice), 1693 nucleotides. Its product is annotated as lysosomal Pro-X carboxypeptidase-like. Lineage: Eukaryota; Viridiplantae; Streptophyta; Magnoliopsida; Fabales; Fabaceae. The coding region runs from base 44 to 1546 and encodes 500 amino acids. Gene Ontology annotation, molecular function: dipeptidyl-peptidase activity; serine-type exopeptidase activity. The record is from RefSeq and is a predicted model, not a curated record. Gene Ontology annotation, biological process: proteolysis. The transcript has 9 exons.
AAACAGAAAGAAUCCUCAGAGGCACUCUUUCUCCUUUAUUGCAAUGAAACACCACUCAUUGUCAUCUAAAUGGCUUCUUUUGGUUUUUCUCACACACUCAACUUAUUUUACUGCAACGCACACGUUAACGAUUCCAAGGUUAAGUCCAGUUGCUGAAUGGGAAACCACAAUACGCGACCCUGCAGUUGCAAUCGACAAAGACAAAAUCAAAACAUUUUACUACAAGCAGAUUCUUGAUCACUUCAAUUAUAGGCCAGAAAGCUACACAACAUUUCAACAAAGAUAUCUCAUAAAUUUCGAGUACUGGGGUGGUGCCAAUUCAAGUGCCCCCAUAUUUGCAUACUUUGGUGCAGAAGCACCAAUAGAUAAUUCCCCUAACACCAUUGGAUUUUUGGUUGAUAACGCUGCUUCCUUUAAUGCCCUCUUAGUAUAUAUAGAGCACCGGUAUUAUGGGAGAUCGGUACCAUUUGGAUCCAGGGAAGAAGCAUUGAAGAAUGGAAGCACUAUUGGGUAUUUCAACUCAGCUCAAGCCAUAGCAGAUUAUGCAGCAAUCCUCAUACAUAUAAAGAAGAAAUUACACACCCACAAUUCCCCUGUGAUUGUAAUUGGAGGAUCAUAUGGUGGAAUGCUUGCUUCAUGGUUUAGGCUCAAAUAUCCUCACCUGGCCGUUGGUGCCCUGGCCUCAUCAGCACCAAUCCUCUACUUUGAUAAUAUUACACCACAAAAUGGCUACUACUCUGUUGUUACAAGGGAUUAUCGAGAAGCUAGUGAGACUUGCUAUGAAACUAUACAAAAGUCCUGGUCUGAAAUCCACAGAGUAGCUUCUCUACCAGAUGGUCUUUCCAUUCUCAGCCACAGAUUCAACACUUGCAAGCCCCUAAACGAGGCUUAUGAAUUGAUGGAGGACCUUAGGUUAAUGUAUGUUUAUGCGGCUCAAUACAAUCAUCCACCAAGAUAUCCAGUUAAUGUGAUUUGUGGUGGCAUUGAUGGAGCUUCUUUUGGAAGAGAUAUAUUGAGUAAGAUAUUUGCAGGUGUUGUGGCUUACAAGGGAAACACCUCAUGCAAAGUUAAUGCUCCUACUAAUGCAUCUGAAACAACUGUAGGAUGGAAAUGGCAGACAUGUAGUGAAAUGGUAAUACCCAUCGGCAUAGGAAACGAUUCAAUGUUCGAACCUAUUCCUUUCAGCUUAAAGAGCUUUGCCAAAGCCUGCAAGAAACAAUUUGGUGUCUCACCUCGCCCUCACUGGAUCACUACUUACUAUGGUGGCCAUAACAUAAAAUUAGUGCUUCAAAGAUUUGGAAGCAACAUAAUUUUCUCCAAUGGCCUAAGAGACCCUUAUAGUAGUGGCGGGGUUCUGGAGAACAUAUCAGACAAUCUUCUUGCCGUUCAUACAGUUAAUGGAUCUCAUUGCCUGGAUAUUCUGCGUGCAAAUCAAAGCGAUCCUGAAUGGUUGGUUGAACAACGAAAGAAAGAGAUAAAGAUUAUGAAGGAGUGGAUCGCCCAAUACUAUGCUGAUUUUGAUGCUCUCAAGGGCACACAUAAAUAAGUUGACUUGCCCCUAAGGGGAUAUGCUCUCAAACUCUGUUGCACCCACCAUUAAUUUACUAAAAACCUUUCAUUAAUAAUGAUUGAUGGCCCUCUUAAUUAAAGUUAAGAAAUAAAUUUAAUACGAUUAAUUUUGAUUUAUAAAAUG